AUGUCAUCAGAUGAGGAGAAAAGUUCAAGUCCAGUUUUGCCUAAAAACUCUUUUAGGGGCAGUACUGUUUCAUCAGAUCUUCAGGAUGAAUAUGAAGAGCUCUAUGAUUAUGCUGUAGUGACUCCAAAAUUCGAACAGUGUGUUGCGAAGUGGUCAGAGCCUGCUUCAGAACUGAAAACAGUGAAGCAGCCUUCUGAGGCCCAUAUGGAACGACCUUGCCCUGUUCUUUCAGAAGAGACUUCUUCACGAGAGCAUAUGCACAGUCCAAAAGAAAAUGAAGCCAUAACAACUGAAUUAACUUUUACUGAUGAAAAUGUAACUCAGAUAGAAAACAUACUUGAUUUCUGGAGUGGAAGUCUUAAGACGAAUGUUCUGACUGAGUUGAGAAAAUGGAAGCUUAGUUUGAUUGAACAGCUGAAACAAGAAAAAGAGAAACAUGCUGCACAUGUGAGACAAUUGAGCAAUGAGACGGAAAACCUGAAGGAGUUGCUGCGUACUUACGAAAUAUCUAUUGGCAGGAAAGAUGAGGUGAUUGCUAACUUGACUCAAGCGUUAGAGAAGCAAAAGGAGAGAGUAGACUUGAUGAGAAAUUUUACACUGUGGCAAAUUCGGCGUGUUGAAGCCAAACAACAGGAAUACGCAAAUAGAAUAGCAGACAGACAAUUUCAGACGGCUUUGAUGAAAAAAGUGUGGGUGGCGUGGCGCUCCCUUAGUGAAGAAAAAUGGAAAGAAAAAGUAGCAAAGGCAUGUCAGUCAAGGGCAGAAGAUGUCUGUGUUCAGCUCACCAAUGAUUAUGAAGCCAAAAUCGUUGAGUUAACUGCUGCUUUGGACCAGGCAAAAGCUGAGGUUCUGCGAAUGCGCAGUGAAAGAGAACAGUAUGAAAACACCAUGAAGAAAGCCUUUUUGCGUGGUGUGUGUGCUUUGAAUAUGGAAGCAAUGACCAUGUUUCAGGGCAAAGACAGCAGUACAGAAUCUGAUACUGAAUGUAGGAGAAAUUAUAAUGACCCCUUUGUUGCAGGAAAGCUACCUCCAUCACAGUAUAAUCCGCCCUCAUCACCACUUCCACCAGCAACCACUCUUCAGCAGGAAGACAUGUUUUCUACCCACCUGGGUCAUGCAAGCACUUCUCAGACCAGGCUAGAUUCCUAUUCUUCAGUAAUUGUCAGUAGUACAGCUGCAGGAUCUGGUGUGGCAUCAACUCAGAAACCGCCCAUGGCGAAAGUAAUAACAUCUUCUCAACAGAAAGCAGGAAGAACAAUCACUGCUCGAAUAAUGGGCCGAGCUGAUAUGGGACAAAAAGCCAGAAUUUCUGGCAGUUUAGCAGUGAUGGGAGUUUCUCCACCCAUGAGUUCACUCAUUGUUGAAAAACAUCAUCCAGUCACUCAGCAAACCAUAUCCCAAGCCACCGCAGCUAAAUAUCCUCGAACUGUGCUCCAUUCUUCUGGUUCUGCCACUGUGAGACCUGCAGGACAAGCUGGGCAAGUGCUUCACGGCCAGACUCAUAGCAGUGUUCAGUCAAUAAAAGUUGUUGACUGA
Molecule: messenger RNA, 1536 nt
Organism: Indicator indicator
Lineage: Eukaryota; Metazoa; Chordata; Aves; Piciformes; Indicatoridae
Gene: POC5
Product: POC5 centriolar protein
Exons: 13
Coding region: 1-1536 (511 amino acids)
Cellular component (GO): centrosome
Source: RefSeq, a predicted model, not a curated record